AUGACACCACGUCAUGGCAUGUUGAUAGGUAGAAACAAACUUAAUUCAUUGGAUAUCAAAUUAUCGAAUCAUUAUUCAUCAAAAGUAAAAUUUUUAGGUUUGAUGGAAACAUCUGAAGAAACAUAUUGUCAUGAUAUAUUACCUUGUUCUGGAACUAUAACUGGUGACCUAUUUUUACAAGUGGUCUAUGCAUUUUUAUUGGGUGUUGGUUCAAGGUUAAUUUCGCUAGGAAGUGAGUUUUUGUUGGAAAUUAUAGCACCAGGUAUCAUUGGAGGAUUGGUAUUACCAUUGUUGGGAACAUUACCGGAUGCAGCAAUUAUAUUUGUCAGUUGUUUGGGAGGUACACCUGCGGAGAUACAACACAAGGUAACUGUUGGUGUCGGUAGUUUGACGGGUGGCAAUACAUUUUUGAUUACCAUUCCCUGGGCAAUCGCUGUGUUUAGAGGUCGUUGCGAUAUCUCACAGGUCACCGGGUUGGCAAAGAAUAAGAUCUACACCGGGUGGUCUUGGAAGAACAGCGGUGUCUCUGUGAUGUCCUACACACCGGUACUAUGUCGUAUUAUGAUCGGUACACUCUUUCCUUACCUAAUGAUCACCAUUGCCUUUAUUAUCUCUGAGGCACAGGGUUCACAACUCGAAGAGAAAGAGAAAUACUGGGCAUUGGCAACCAGUAUCCUAUGUCUAGUUGGCUUCGUUGCCUACAGUAUCUAUCAAAUGUAUGACGUUAGAUAUCAAGAGAGAAAGUUAACAUUAAUUAGAAAGAGAUUCCUAUGGGAUCAAUUUUUGAAACAUGUAUCUACACAAGUAAAGAACAGUUUGAAAAAGAGAACUUUUGAAAGAAGUUUGAGUGUUCCAUCGGUAAAGAAACAUAGAUUUGAACAUGAAGUGGUUUUAGAUAAAACAAAGAGACCUCUUAAAGAGGAGGAGAAAUUGGAAUUACCACCACCACCACCACCAGCACAGAGAAAGGAAUUGGAUACGAGUAAGAUUCUCUCUUCAUCCACAACGUCAACCACUACCACCACUACCUCUACUACAGAGACAGCUGCCACCAACAUUCAAUGUAUACUUGAUAGUAAUAACAAUAACAAUAAUAUUACUGAUCAACAACAGAGACAACAACAACAUCAACCACUUGUACAGCAGCAGCAGCAACCAAAAGACAGCAGAUUGCAACAGUUGAUCAAUGAGAAACCAGGUGAGAAACGAAACAUCAACUUUUCAUUCCCAAGAAGAAUUAAAGACUAUUCUCAUCAUGUAAUUCCACCAACACCAACCUAUAUACAUUUAUAUCAACAUCAUCAACAACAGCAACAAACAACUCAGCAACAAACAAAUCAACAACAACAGCAACCAUCAUCAAAACUCUCACAAUCAUCAAAUAUCAACAAUGAACAAUCAAAUAAUCUUGGAAAGGUGUUCCAAGGACUACAGAGUAAGAUCAACGAUCUCGAUGAAGACGACCUUCUGAGACACGUCGAUACCUCUCACCAGCAGCAACACCAAGUGGUCGAUCUAUCAAUAGAUCCCUACGAGGAUGAACCCAAAGACAAGAUCAACAAACGAAAACUCAUAUUGAAAGCAGUGUCAUCGUUGCUCUUUGGAACUGCUCUCAUCUUUUUGUUUGCCGAUGCAUUCGUCGAAACGAUCACCCGAUUCUCUGGUCGUAUAGGAAUACAGCCAUUCUACAUCUCCUUUGUAGUGGCACCGUUCGCACUAAAUGCAAGUGAGCUUGUUUCCAGUUGGAUUUUAAGUGGUCACAAAAAGAGAAAACAUAUCUCUUUAAUUCACUCAUCACUUUAUGGUGCGGUUGCAAUGAAUAAUCUUGUAUCACUCGUGACCAUGUUUGUUGGUAUACUCGGUGGAUUUAGAAUUACAUUCAAUAUGAUACAUGCUGCCAUCGUAUUCUCAUUGUUCCCACUAUCGAUCAUUUUAAUUGCCGUUUUAGAAAGUAGUGAGAUUGGAUGGAGUUAA
This is a messenger RNA of Heterostelium album PN500, 1974 nucleotides long. Its product is annotated as sodium/calcium exchanger protein. Gene Ontology annotation, molecular function: calcium:proton antiporter activity. Gene Ontology annotation, biological process: intracellular calcium ion homeostasis; calcium ion transmembrane transport. The record is from RefSeq and is a predicted model, not a curated record. NCBI's taxonomy places the organism in Eukaryota, Evosea, Eumycetozoa, Acytosteliales, Acytosteliaceae. Gene Ontology annotation, cellular component: membrane. The transcript has 7 exons. Bases 1 to 1974 code for a protein of 657 amino acids.